UAAAGCUGAUUCGAAGCAGAACGUUCUAAGGUGAACAUGAAGGUCCUCGGAAACAUUCCACUGAUAGUUUUUCUGGCGUAUUUCAGCCUGUGUGACGGGCUCCAGAGAGCACCCAGAAUCACAACACUGCUCGAGACAGUGGACGCCUCUCUGGAUCAUAACACUACUUUCAUCUGUGAGGUUGAUUCAUACCCUCAAGCUGAUAUUACAUGGACGCGGAAUAACUACCCAAUACGGUAUUACGAUUCCAGAUACACCAUACGAGAAAAUGGCCAAAUGCUGAUCAUUCCCAAUGUAAAGGAUUCAGACAAUGGAGAAUACUGUUGCGCAAGAUUAGUUCAGAUUGUACAAUGUCAUGUGGUGCAACUCACCAAAACGUAA
Messenger RNA from Sinocyclocheilus grahami, 381 nucleotides. RefSeq names its product muscle, skeletal receptor tyrosine-protein kinase-like. The record is from RefSeq and is a predicted model, not a curated record. Lineage: Eukaryota; Metazoa; Chordata; Actinopteri; Cypriniformes; Cyprinidae. The transcript has 4 exons. Gene Ontology annotation, cellular component: cell-cell junction; plasma membrane. Gene Ontology annotation, molecular function: cell adhesion molecule binding. Gene Ontology annotation, biological process: cell-cell adhesion. The coding region runs from base 37 to 381 and encodes 114 amino acids.